AUUUCAGUACACAGCAUGAAUUAAUGAAUCUUAAUUCAUGGUUCACAAGAAAACAAGAGCCCAAUCAGCUGAUCGAGUGCCAUUUCAAUAUUGCUCUGUGCUUCUAUAGUGUCACAUACAUGAUAGGUAUUACCACAUAAUAUUCUGUGGUAUUACUGUAUUAGGUACAUAUUACAUUUACAUAGAAUAAAGAUAAGACUUAGACCAGUCCGUAGUGGCGUAGUCCAUACUCUGUAGUCUGUAUUCGUUUUGUCCGCUUACCGGUGAUUGGGCUGAUCGGCUGAGUAUUCGAGUAUUUCAUCGUGGUUUAUAUCAGUUGUCGUAUCGCAGGGGAGUAGUAGUAUAAUAUUAUAUUAUUUUUUGUUAUUAAUCACGAUUUAAGAUAGUCUAUCUUAAAUCGUGUUAUGAAAUAUGAAUUAAUAGUUGGUUGUUGGUAAUUAUUAUUAUCACUUAAGUCGAGCCACGGAAUGAUAUCAAUUAUGUAUGUGUCCUUAAUCAUGUAUACUAUAUUAUUAUUAUAAUUAUUAUUAUUGUAUCGUAUAUUCGUAUUAUAUUUUUGUGACUGUGUGUAAAUUAGUAGUAAAUACUAAAUAAUUGUUAUUAUUUUUAACGUUGUAUUAAGCGCGUAGAUAUUUAAACUACAAUUUUGUCGUCCUUUAUUUGAUGUGUAUAGGGUUUUAUAUUAGUUUUACAUAUAUAUUUUUUGUAUGCACGAAUAUAAUAUAAUAUAAUAAUAAUGUUGAAAUGGUUAUACUUAUAUAAUAAAUUAUAAUACGGUUUGUAUCGUGUGCACGUCAAUACGUGUAUAUAUUUUUGAAUGACCUGCUCGGCAGGGGGAAACAAUCUUCGAAGGCGGUGGGAAAAUCUACAACUACGACGGUCGUAAAGGAGGUGGUACAACGCGAAUACGCGAUAGCUUCAUUGACGACGAUUACGGAGGAACAACGACAACUACGGUCGGACGACCUGGACAAUGGUUUUUGUCACGUUUCACCACCGCGUGGGAGAAUACGUAAAAACUAAGGAGGAUAACGACGAAAAUAGUCGACGGCUGUGCAACGAAUUCUUAACAACCGUCGCUUUGAUGUCGCAUACGAUCGGGUGAAUGUCAAAGCGAAUAAAUGAGACUGCAGAUAAAUUCUUAACAAUAUAUGGCUAUGGAAACGCUUACAAGAGAUGUGCCAUCAAGUAUGCAACAUCAUAAUAAUUCAUCUAUUUCAAAUAUGAAACAUAGUUAUGUUCAGUUAUCCAAGACAUGCUUAGAUGAAGAUGCUCAAAUAAAUAAAAAAUUACCGAAAGAGCUUUUAUUACGAAUAUUUUCAUACCUAGAUGUUGUGUCAUUAUGUCGAUGUGCUCAAGUAUCUCGUGCUUGGAAUGUAUUAGCAUUAGAUGGAAGCAAUUGGCAAAAAAUUGACUUGUUUGAAUUUCAAACUGAUGUUGAAGGUCCUGUAAUAGAAAAUAUAUCUCGACGAUGUGGUGGUUUCUUGCGGCAAAUUAGUUUGCGUGGAUGUCAAUCUGUUGGAGAUGGCUCUCUAAAAACUCUUGCUCAGUGUUGUAAUUAUAUUGAAUAUAUAAAUCUGAAUGGAUGUAAGAGAAUAACAGAUAGCACUAGUCAAUCUUUAAGCCAAUACUGUAAGAAACUAUUGUCAUUAGAUAUUGGUUCAUGCUCUAUGGUGACUGAUUUAUCUUUAAAAGCAAUUUCUGAUGGUUGUCCAAAUUUGACCAGUGUUAAUAUAUCUUGGUGUGAUGGUAUUACAGAAAAUGGUGUGGAAGCCUUAGCACAUGGUUGUCCAAAAUUGAAAUCAUUUAUAUCCAAAGGCUGUACAAGAAUGACAACACGAGCAAUCAGUUGUUUAGCACAACAUUGUACACAAUUAGAAGUAAUAAAUUUGCAUGGCUGCAAUAACAUUGAAGAUGAAGCUGUGAUAAAGUUAGCCAACAACUGUAAUUCUUUAAAAUAUUUAUGUCUUGCAAACUGUUCUUUAUUAACUGAUAGCUGUCUUGUUUCCUUGGCUGAACAAUGUUAUCAGUUAAAUACCUUAGAAGUAGCUGGUUGUUCGCAGUUUACCGAUAUAGGAUUUUUAGCAUUAUCAAAAACGUGUCAUCUUAUGGAAAAGAUGGAUUUAGAAGAAUGUGUAUUUAUUACAGACUCGACUCUAUUUCAUUUAGCAAUGGGAUGUCCUCGGCUUGAGAAUUUGAGUUUAUCCCAUUGUGAACUAAUCACUGAUGAAGGCAUUAGACAUCUAAGUACUUCAACAUGUGCUUCUGAACAUUUGGCUGUACUUGAAUUGGACAAUUGUCCUCUUAUUACUGAUGCAUCUCUAGAACACCUUAUUAAUUGUCAUAAUUUGCAAAGAAUAAUGUUGUAUGACUGUCAACUCAUUACCAGAAAUGGAAUAAAACGACUUCGGACACACUCACCUAACAUAAAUGUACAUGCCUACUUUGCACCUGUAACGCCACCACCAUCUACUGGCAAUAGUCGCCAACAUUAUUGUCGUUGCUGUGCCAUAUUGUGAGCCUGGCUUGAAGGCCGGUCAUGCAUACGUAUGUGUGCUACUUGCCUGAAAUAUUUGGCGAACAUUUUGCAAUCAUUUGCCUGCUGUGUAUUAAAAUAUAAUAUUUAUUUUCUACCAUUCUUUUUUAUAAUCAUGGUAUUGUAUUGUUUAUUAUUAUAUUUAGUAUACGUACAUAGAUAGUGGUUAUAUGUUAAGCUCUUUAAAGAAAAUUUGUCCAUUUGGACUAAUAUAUUAUACAGGUUUAUGUAUUGUG
Aphis gossypii (cotton aphid) is the source of this 2772-nucleotide messenger RNA. RefSeq names its product F-box/LRR-repeat protein 20. Gene Ontology annotation, biological process: SCF-dependent proteasomal ubiquitin-dependent protein catabolic process. Gene Ontology annotation, molecular function: protein binding. The record is from RefSeq and is a predicted model, not a curated record. Lineage: Eukaryota; Metazoa; Arthropoda; Insecta; Hemiptera; Aphididae. The transcript is spliced from 11 exons. Gene Ontology annotation, cellular component: SCF ubiquitin ligase complex. Bases 1152 to 2519 code for a protein of 455 amino acids.